Molecule: messenger RNA, 1785 nt
Organism: Gymnodraco acuticeps
Lineage: Eukaryota; Metazoa; Chordata; Actinopteri; Perciformes; Bathydraconidae
Product: trypsin-1-like
Exons: 5
Coding region: 149-907 (252 amino acids)
Biological process (GO): proteolysis
Molecular function (GO): serine-type endopeptidase activity
Source: RefSeq, a predicted model, not a curated record
GUUCUUUGCAAUGUUGCAAAAUAACAUCUCCCGCAGGAUGUGCUUGGAAGUGAAGAUAAAUAGAUGGAAUUGGCAAUCAUAUUGUGUAGUUCGAACUCUGCAGUAAAAAGGUUCCACUUGACAGCGGGCUGAUCAUCCUGUCGCCACGAUGCGUGGGCUCUACAAGAUUCUGCUUCUUUUUCUUCUGGCAUGCCAAGACCAAAACGUACUUGGAAGUAAAAUCAUAAAUGGGACAACUGCCGGCGAUGAUUUGAUGAAGUAUAUGGUAUCGGUGCAGGAAGACGAUGAACACAUAUGUGGAGGAUUCCUUGUCAGCAAACAUUUUGUUGUCACCCAUGGGGGUUGUAAAUUUGACAAAAAAGGAAAAGUAAUGGUUGUUCUCGGCACCUACGAUCUCAGCAAACCUGGCAAUAAAAGAAAAGAACAUAUUAUAUCCACAUGCAAACUCCCACCUGGAAUUGGGACUGACAUCAUGCUCAUUGAAAUAAAUUCCAAAAAACCAGAAGAUCUACCAGAAAAAAAUCAACUUCAAGACCCUGACAAGGAUUUAAAAGAAAAGUGCCAAGUAGCUGGAUGGGCUCCAGUGGAUAACAAUGACAUAGAUCAUGUUGAUCAGCUCCAUGUGGUGGAUGUGACUGUCAUCAGCCCGAAGGCUUGCAAAGUGCAGAUUCCUGGACUUCGUGCCAAUGCUAUCUGUACAGGUGGAGAACCGACAACAGACAAGGGAGGAUUUUGUAAGAGAGAUGCUGGUGGAACCCUCGUGUGCAAGGGUAAAGCUGUUGGAAUUGCGACUGUCAACGACAACUGUUCCUUCCCAGGUUUACCCAACGUCUACAUUAAUAUCUCAGAAUACCGUUCCUGGAUCAACCGCUGUAUUGAAGCGAAGAAAUGUUUGAAAGAAAUUUAACAAUAUUUCAAAAAGCUUUGCUUCAGCACAAUUGUAUUGUAUUUGGUAGGAAAGGAUGUGUCUUAGUCACUGAGUGUUUGCUCUUUAAUGCAAUGGCAACAUUAAAAAUAGAUAUUUAUUUAUUGAGCUGCUUAGUCAGAGAAGCAGGUCAGCCAAGACACUCAUACAAGGGGAUUAACAGAAUAUUUUUUUACAGAAGAAGUGUGUUAAAAACAAUGAAAUAAAUAAAUUAACUUGCGUUUUGGUUUUAACCUAACUAACAUAAAUAUUUUAUAACAAUAUAUAUAACAUGUUGAUGUUCUAUAUAGCUCAAUGAAGCUAUAUAACCUCAGCAAACCAUAGUGAAGGUCCUAUGACAUCGCUAAGAAGCUAUUCCAGGUUCGAAGAUAUGAAUGCCAUCCCUAUAAAUAAGAUAAUGUAAUAUAAAAGAUUAAAAAUGAAACAGUCCUACUAUUGGUAAAUCGAGUACAUUAUGAAGAAUGACCAUUCAGGAGAGAGAAAAGGUUGUGAAUGAUAGUAUUUGUAAUAUUAUAUGUUAUGUUAUUUAUUUAUUUCCUAUGUUCCUAAAAAAGGCAAAGGGCAGCCACUUGAAACGCUGUUUGCAUACGUGUCUGGCAUACAGCAGUAUACCAAGACGAUAAAACACGUUGUAUGACACUUUACUUGAAGAUAUGAGUCUGGUGUCUUCUGACAUCAACACUCAUAUCUGAGGUUGGAAACUGUGGUCACUGAGGUUCAGCUAGUUUGUCACACAAGUCAAAGAAAUGUUUGAUUAGGCUGUGUCACGUGAGGCACACAUGAACCAUGUCCUCAUUAAUUCAUCCAAAUAAUGAUGAAUAAAUAUGACCAUUUGAUAAAAAACAAAACCAAAUUCAAAA